Messenger RNA from Betta splendens (Siamese fighting fish), 1291 nucleotides. RefSeq names its product PDZK1 interacting protein 1 (gene pdzk1ip1). Lineage: Eukaryota; Metazoa; Chordata; Actinopteri; Anabantiformes; Osphronemidae. The record is from RefSeq and is a predicted model, not a curated record. The coding region runs from base 131 to 502 and encodes 123 amino acids. The transcript has 5 exons.
GUUUUACACAGCUUUGUCUGACUUAUUUAUCUACAUUGUACUAUUGGGCCCCUGGGAGUAAAGGAGGAGGACACAGACAUUCAGCCAGGACUCGAAAACAAAGACGCUCCAUAAAGUCUCCUCUUCCUGAAUGGACGUUCAAGAAAGAAGCAUGAGGAAAGCGUCGACUGUGAUGUGCUGGUUCCUGGUGCUUGAAGCGGUGACGGCUCAGACGGCGCCGGCUCAGACCGGUGGCCGAGCGCUGCCUCAGUGGCUCACCGGCAUCAUCGCCGUCUCUGGCUUCCUUUUCCUCACCUUUGUGUUGUUCCUGGUGAAAAAGGCCUGGUGCGAGAAGUCCGGCAGAGGAAAUGUUGCCGCGGAGCCAACGAGAGAAAACGAAUCAGUCAUGAGCAACGGAAACACAUACGAGAUCAGCCUGGACACAUUCAGGAGCAAAGACGACGACUGCGCGUUCGACAACCUGGCGCUGGGCGUCGCUGAGGACAAGGUCACUGCCAUGUGAGCGGUUGUGGACAGACGCCUCCAUCUCGUGGGUUGGACGGGUGGUGUUCAGCGUGUGCACGUUGUUCAUGUUGAAUCCACUGUGUAAAUAUUUAGCACCAAGAUGACCAUGUAUGAAUGAUUCUAGUUGUUAAUGAGGCACAGACACCACGAGGGAGGGCAGCUGACAGCCGCCUGAUCUCUGAGCAGAUUAAUAACUCAUCUUUUCCAUCCAGCUGCUGAGUCAAACCACCUGUGACUAAUCAUGCAACACUGAGCGGUGGAGACAACGAACAGUUGGUUCAGUUUAGUGAAAAGCAGUUGCAGUAAUGAAACGACGACACAAACACGUGAUGGCAUACACGUUAGACACAGCGUUGAUUCGUCUGGUGGUUCUGAAGUCUGGACCAGCGAAUCCUGACUAUCAGGGUCCAUGGACCUCAGUCGUCAUUAGAGGGGAAACAGCUUUUGGAUGUGACCUGGGAGGCUCGAGAGACGUUUGGGCACUUUUUCAGACUAUGGCUCACUGGACAACAGCAGUGAAGACGUUUGUCUCUAGUACCAUUAGGAAACAGGUUUCCUUAGUACGGGGUCGAGCACCACCUCCUCCCCUGGUUACCAGCAGCUGACUGCUGACUAGCACCUGAGCUAGCGGUGUUGAGCUAAGCUCAGAGGUUUCAUUUAAUGCUUCUGUUGUCGUGUGGAAGACACAGCCAUGGUUGAGUCUGAAACUGGACACCUUCAUUAUUUUCAUUUGCCUCAUUAAAUGUUUUCAUGAAUAUAAUUGAAAUUAAAACAAAUACACACUUUA